UCUUAGCCAAGAUGUUCACUUCUCAAAAAUUCAGGAAAACCAAGAUUCUCUUUACAACAAUAGCAGUGCUUGGAGCUACAGGAUAUGGGUACCUCACCUGGAGGUGAUACAACCUCAGAAAAGAUCUAACUGAUUUUGAGCUUAUCAGUAAGAAGAAAGACUCUACUAGGCCGUCGAAUGAAUACUAUGGAAUUAACUGGGGCUACAGGUCUGAUAAUACAAUUGAGUUAUCAUUUAAUACUGGGGAUAUACUGCUUUAUGAUUACAAAUGAAUCAAUUGACUCUAUCCAAGUGAAGUUGUCUCUUGAUAUAUUCAUAAACAGAAGAGUGAGUAUACAGGUGUGGGAUUCACCUUUAAGACUCCGAAAGGAUUAUAUGUGAUUUAUCCUCACUUUGGCAAAGUCAAUAUCUCUCCAUACAGUGAAUUUCUGAAUAGGCCUUACAUUUGUAAGAUAAAAGCUCGAAGUUUUCUAAAUCCUCCUGUUGAUAUUACUAAAAAGACAAUUGAAUUUGUUGCAGCAAUUCAGAAAACUCAAAAAUCGCCAGAUAAAGGAAUUUCUAAACAGAAAGAUCAAGACACCUCUCAAGAAAGUUCAAAGUUCCCAAUGAAGAUCAAGAACGAUAAAAUAAUAGGGCAAUAUUUUCAUCACCUGGGAGUUUUGAGAGUUAACCCAUACAUGAAAGUAUAUGAUGCAAGAGACUUAGACCUCGACAGGCCAAACAUCUUUCACAAAAAAUACAUGCUUGAUAGUGGAUUCAUCAUUCGCUCUUCAACAUCAGGUGAUCUUAAAGAUAACAUGAAUUUUAAAUAAGAUUCAAUAUUCA
This is a messenger RNA of Moneuplotes crassus, 825 nucleotides long. Lineage: Eukaryota; Ciliophora; Spirotrichea; Euplotida; Euplotidae. The record is from the annotation of a GenBank genome assembly.